Messenger RNA from Anarrhichthys ocellatus (wolf-eel), 2717 nucleotides. RefSeq names its product deoxyribonuclease II, lysosomal (gene dnase2). Lineage: Eukaryota; Metazoa; Chordata; Actinopteri; Perciformes; Anarhichadidae. The coding region runs from base 279 to 1421 and encodes 380 amino acids. Gene Ontology annotation, molecular function: deoxyribonuclease II activity. Gene Ontology annotation, biological process: apoptotic DNA fragmentation. The record is from RefSeq and is a predicted model, not a curated record. The transcript has 7 exons.
GGAAGGAUAAGACGUGAGCGAAGAGUUUACGCAGCAUUUAAGUUUAACCUUCUAAUAUAAAGUCUAAGAGUUCAACCAUAUUUUUUUCCGUUGAUGUUUCGUACAUUUUAAACAUUUUGCAGUAAAAACGUCUGAACGUGUGAGUGUUGUUGAAGAAGCCAACGGUUGCGUGACGUCACUUCCUCAUCCUACUGUUGUGGUCCCAGAAAUGAGUUAAACAAGGAUGUCGAUGAAGAUCAAACUUCAAGCAGAGAUCAGGUUUAUAAUCUGUUGAGGAGAUGAAUGAGGAAACACGCAUUCUGCCAGAGACGCUUCUGUUCCUGUCCCUGCUGAUCUUCUGUGUGCCACUAGGGGGCGAUACCUCACCAAUCACCUGCUACAACGACCAAGGAGAUGCUGUUGAUUGGUUCUAUGUGUACAAGCUGCCUAAAGAACAUGAAAAAUCUCCCCAUCAGGGUGAGAUGUAUUUACUGCUGGAAAGGGGGAGUGAAGGAUGGACUAAAGGAAAGGAGACAGUGAACGACACCACGGGGGCUCUGGGCAGAACAGUCGGACAACUGUACUCACAAGGACAGGACACAGAGGUAGCGUACAUCCUUUACAAUGACCAGAGGCCAGCUGAGGACGUUGGUAAUGGAUGGGUUGGCAACAGCAAGGGGGGGCACACAAAAGGUGUUGUCCUGCUGGAUAAAAAUCAGGGCUUCUGGUUGGUCCACAGCACGCCUCACUUCCCUCCCGUACGUCAGGCAGGACAGUAUUACUACCCCAGCAGCGGUGUGAUCAACGGGCAAAACUUUAUCUGCGUUACCUACCCGCUCGACCGCUUCCAGACCAUCGGAGAGCAGCUUCAGAUCAAUCAGCCUAAUGUGUACGACUGCGACGUCCCCGAGUCCUUGGCGUCCCUGGUGCCCGCACUGGCUGCUGUCUGUGGGAAAAAACACCCGUCUGGUCACAUCUUUCCACGUAUGAAACCUGUAUCCAACCGCAGCGUGACUCUGACCUCAAAGGACGGCACCAAGUUCAUCAGCUUUGCCAAAGGGUCUUCUUUUGACCAAGACCUGUACCACUCCUGGGUGGCCCCCAGCCUCCGGUCAGACCUCCUGGUCCAGUUCUGGAUUCGCUCCACGGGCAUCCUCCCCUCCGACUGCUCGCUGGGCUGGAAGGUCCUGGACAUCACGCUCAUCAACCCGGGGCAGACGUUCACCUUCAAGGCCAGCCAGGACCACUCCAAGUGGGCCGUCAGCCCCAAGGAGGCCGGGGCCGGGGGAGGCUGGGUGUGCGUGGGAGACAUAAACCGGAACAAGGCGGAGGAGAUGCGAGGCGGUGGCACGGUGUGUCUGCAGGACCCGGUGGUGUGGAAGGCUUAUCGCACGGCGGCGCUGGAGUGUGAGGCUUGUGCAGGAGGGACGAUCCAGUGUUGAUACCCUGCCUGGAGCCCCAUGGGUAAAGGAGAGGGCCGUCAUGGGUUCUUAAGGCUCAGAUUAUAUCCGGCAUGUGGGGCUUUUAAGCUAAACGUUUGCACUAGUUUGGUACAGUGGGAUUUACUUUUAAUGUCUGGGGCAAUCAAUUUGAAAUCAAGCAUGUUUAGCAUUUUAAAUGAAUGAUCUUGGUGAUAGUCCUGAGAUGCUACAAUCAUUUUCUUUAAGGUUCCCUGUGGAGGUUUUGACCACUUUUAAUGCUAUGGUUUUCAUGUGUGGCUUUAUCUGCACUCUGUGCAUGAGGAAACGUGCACGUGGGUGAUGCAAUACACAUUCCAGCCAAUAUAUUAAGAUAGGUUGCUUUAAAGCCCCUAAAAACACUUUUAGCACUUCUCUGCAUCAUUAAACACUUCUGACUAAAGGUUGAAAACAAUCAUCUAUAGGUAAUAUUUAUUACAAGUUUAGCUUUAAAAAAACUCAACUAAUCAGGACUGUGUUCCUAAAUCUUGAUUGGUGCAUGGACGUAUGUGACAUCACAUUAUUCAAACCAAGCCCCGCCCAUUUCAAACCAGUGCAAAGAGCGCAAAGAAAAGAAAUACAGAGAGUUAAUAUAACUGGAAGUGACCCAAGUUUGGCAGAACAUAGUGUGUUCACGUGGGACCCCAUCACUCACAGUAAGAGGCUGAUUGAGGAAAUAUGUUUCCGGGGCCUUUAAGGCACAAAAAACAUUUUACUUGUUCAUUUUGCUUGUUCAGAACGAUUAUGGGCUGCUAUCAAGGGCUGCUGCACCCUCCUCUUCAAACUUAAUGCAUACAGAACAACGCUGGAGGAGGACAAUUAGUCAAAUCUGACUGAAAGCAGAGGGCUUUCUGGGAAAUAUGGUGUUCGUUUCGGAAAAAAAACACAAAAACCUUAAAGGGCCACUUUAAAUGAAAGCAUUUGUUAAAGUGUCUUUAAAACCGCUGGGUAUUCUUUUAACUGAAACUAAAGAGUCAAUGUUGCAAACUGUGUAUGUCAGUGCUGACUCACCAGCAUGAUCGUUGUCUGUUUAAAGGUGCAAUUUAUACUCGGGUGUGAGGAAUGCUUUAAUACUUUGUGUUUCAUGAACGCUUGUGUUAUUAACUGGGUUGUAUGAGUGUUUGUGAAUCUCUAAUGUGCUCCUCUGACAUACAUAUCCUUAACUCGGGUUUUUUUUGUUAUGUGUCCUAGAUUUUAUAGUUGUGUCACAUUCCUUGAUUAAGCUUGAAGAUAAAUAUGCUGGCUAUCUUGAAUCUGAAUAAAAAGACUAAAACACAGGUG